AUGACUUAUCAGCAUACCCUGAACCUUCUCUUUAAUGAGAAAAAUUUGGUCCUCAACUACAAAUGUGACACCUGGAAUAAUCUGGCAGCUGUGAUUGGGGGGCUGGACACUGAAAUCUCUCUCCACAUAGCCACCAUCUUAGGCAUCUACAAGACUCCACAGCUUCAUCCUUUUCUGCGGAGCAUCUCGUUUAACAACAGCGCUGGGGACAAGGUGUCCUUCAAUGAGAACGGUGAAUUGGAAGGUGGAUUUGAUAUUAUCAACUGGGUUACUUUCCCAAAUAAAUCCUUUCUGAGAGUGAAAGUAGGGAAAAUGGACCCCCAAGCUCCUCGAGGCAGCAAGUUCUCCAUUAAUCAGACACUCAUUAAAUGGCACAGCAGAUUUAACCAGGUUGUGCCCCUUGCUUUGUGUAAUGACAACUGCCUCUCAGGUCACAGCAGACAAAUGAAGGAAGGAGAGCCUUUCUGUUGCUAUGAUUGUUCACCAUGUCCAGAAGGGAAGAUUUCAGACAAGGAGGAUAUGGAUAGCUGUUUCCAAUGCCCAGAUGAUCAGUAUCCAAAUGAAGAUAAAAAUGGAUGUUAUCCCAAGAUUAUAAGCUUCUUGUCUUAUGAUGAACCUCUGGGAACCAGUUUGGCUGCUUUAGCUCUGUCUCUUUCUCUGACCACAAUGGUUGUGCUUGGGAUCUUCAUUAAGUACAAGAAUACACCCAUUGUCCAAGCCAACAACCGGAACCUUACUUAUUCUCUGCUCAUCUCCCUCCUGCUCUGCUUUCUCUGUUCCUUGCUAUUCAUUGGCUGGCCAGUGUCUGUGACCUGCCAGUUACGUCAAACUGCUUUUGGAAUUGUCUUCACGGUGGCUGUUUCUUCUGUGCUGGCUAAAACCAUCACAGUCAUUUGGGCUUUCAUGGCCACUAAGCCAGGAUCCAAGAUGAGGAAAUGGUUGGGGAAACAGUUUGCAAGCUCUGUUGUUUUCCUCUGUUCAUCUAUUCAAGCAAGUCUUUGUGUGGCAUGGCUUUGUACUGACCCUCCAUUCCCUGAUGUUGAUAUGCACUCUGCACUUGAAGAAAUCCUUGUGGAAUGUAAUGAAGGCUCUACCAACAUGUUCUUCUAUAUUCUGGGGUAUAUGGGAUUUUUGGCUCUUGUUAGUCUUGUUGUGGCUUACUUUGCUAGAAAGCUGCCUGACACUUUCAAUGAAGCCAAAUUUAUCACUUUCAGCAUGCUUCUGUUUUGCAGUGUGUGGGUGUCCUUUGUUCCAACUUAUCUGAGUACCAAAGGAAAACACAUGGUUGCUGUGGAGAUCUUCUCCAUCUUGGUCUCCAGUGCUGGCUUAUUGGGCUGCAUCUUCUCCCCCAAAUGCUAUAUCAUGAUAUUGAGACCGGAGCUGAACAACAGGGAACAGCUAAUAAAGAGAAAGUAA
Messenger RNA from Eublepharis macularius, 1416 nucleotides. Its product is annotated as vomeronasal type-2 receptor 26-like. Gene Ontology annotation, cellular component: membrane. Gene Ontology annotation, molecular function: G protein-coupled receptor activity. NCBI's taxonomy places the organism in Eukaryota, Metazoa, Chordata, Lepidosauria, Squamata, Eublepharidae. Gene Ontology annotation, biological process: G protein-coupled receptor signaling pathway. Bases 1 to 1416 code for a protein of 471 amino acids. The transcript is spliced from 4 exons. The record is from RefSeq and is a predicted model, not a curated record.